This is a messenger RNA of Cryphonectria parasitica EP155, 1167 nucleotides long. RefSeq lists its product as uncharacterized. The transcript is spliced from 2 exons. The annotation marks the transcript as partial. The record is from RefSeq and is a predicted model, not a curated record. NCBI's taxonomy places the organism in Eukaryota, Fungi, Ascomycota, Sordariomycetes, Diaporthales, Cryphonectriaceae. Gene Ontology annotation, molecular function: protein binding.
AUAUACGAGGCACUUCGGGCCACGCGACAGCUACCCCGGCCGGGGAUGAGGAGGGUAACGGCGGCCCUGGUCAAGCAUGUGCUAGCGGACGGCGCCCUACCCAACACCUUCUUGUACGAGACGAUACUCAUCCAGCAUGCCCUGACCGAUGGCUCUGCGGAUGUGGUCAGGAAGCUGCUCAAGGAGAUGCGGGAGAAGCAGGUCCCAUGGUCGUCGACGGCGUACCACAGUGCCAUCCGCGCCUUGGCGAUCCACCCUGACUACCUGCUUCGAAACGACGUGAUACGAGAGAUGAAAGAACGAUGGAUAGAGAUACUGCCCAAGGGCCACCGGUACAUUGCACUGGGCUUGCUUCGAGAUGAGCAGUACGAGCUUGCCCUGGAAAAGUUACAAGAGAUGAUUCGCAACGGAAUAGUGGUAGAUCCGUGGGUAUACCACAUCUUCAUCUACGUCUUUGCCAAGCUCGGGUUCACCGACGAUGCUUUGCGGAUCGUGCGCUACAGGCUCGACAAAGCAAAGAACGUGCCCGUCAACGUCUGGUACUUUUUGCUCGACGUUUGCAGCAAGCACCAGAAUCACGAGGCGACUACCUACAUCUGGAACCGUGCCGUCCAGGCGGGCGUGGUCAACCCGUCGGACGGCAUCGCCCUCAAUGUCCUGAACAUGGCUGCAGCGUACGGCGACACAGAGCUUGCCACGAGGGUCAUCCAGUAUCUGGCCUCGCGAGGGACGAGGCUGAGCCGACCGCACUACGAGGCCUUGGCUGAUGCAUACAACGUGCAGGGAAACAUGGAGAGGGCGAUCGAGACAUACUGCAUCAUGGAUGGCGCCGGCGCAGAGGUCAACCAGUCCUCGACCGGCUCGUUACGCCAGGCACUCCGACGCAACCCGGCCCUGAUCGACCAGGCCGUGCAGGCCAUGGCGGACCUGAAGCUGCGAUACAAGGUGCCCAUCGGGAUCUUCAACGCGGUGCUGAACGAGAUGGCCCGGUCAGACGCGGACCACCCCGAAGAAGCAUUUGGGAAGGCGCUCGAUCUCUAUCGGCGCAUACGGGAAUUCGUCCCCUCGGAUCCCAACGUGGAAACGUUCCGGAACCUGCUCUGGAAGUGCACGAACCCGGACAUUGCCCAAUUUCUCGUGGGCGAGAUGGUCCACUUCAAGGUCCGC